CAGCAGGUCACUAACGCUGGAAAAAGUACAGAGUCCACUCAAAGACAUACUUGUUGCUUUCUGAAUUCUUGGAUAAUUUUUUUUGUUGCUGUUCAUCACACCGACUUUCACUGAAGGCUAUUAUAGCCUGGAUCUCAAGGCCAGAAAAGUUUACAGGCUGCACCUCUUUUGUACUCAAUGCUGUACACCUUGCACCCAAGGGUACUGUAUAUUUACACUUAAUAAUGUCUUCUGGUUCCCACACAGCCAUCAUACAGGAAUCUAUAAAACAUGGACUUACAUCAGUUGGUGCUGGUGUCGCGGACGGACACGGAGCCCCCAGCCCAGCCCGCAGCCGCCUUGUCAUGCUGCCCAAAGUGGAGACGGAGGCCCUGGGACUCGCCCGGUCGAAUGGGGAACAGGGGCAGAUGCCGGAAAACAUGCAAGUGUCUCAGUUUAAAAUGGUGAAUUACUCUUAUGAUGAAGACCUUGAGGAACUGUGUCCAGUCUGUGGAGAUAAGGUGUCUGGGUACCAUUAUGGACUUCUCACUUGUGAAAGCUGCAAGGGAUUCUUUAAGCGAACAGUCCAGAAUAACAAAAGGUACACAUGUAUAGAAAAUCAGAAUUGCCAGAUUGACAAAACACAGAGAAAACGAUGCCCUUACUGUCGAUUUCAAAAAUGUCUAAGUGUUGGAAUGAAAUUGGAAGCUGUGCGAGCUGACCGAAUGCGUGGUGGCCGAAACAAGUUUGGACCAAUGUACAAGAGAGAUAGGGCACUGAAGCAGCAGAAGAAAGCUCUUAUCCGAGCAAAUGGACUUAAACUGGAAGCCAUGACUCAGGUGAUCCAAGCAAUGCCGACUGACCUGACAAUAUCCUCUGCAAUCCAGAACAUCCAUUCUGCCUCCAAAGGCCUACCUCUGAACCAUACUGCCUUGCCUCCUACAGACUAUGACAGAAGUCCCUUUGUAACCUCUCCAAUUAGUAUGACAAUGCCACCCCAUGGCAGUUUGCAAGGUUACCAAACCUAUGGCCAUUUUCCAAGCCGUGCUAUCAAGUCUGAGUACCCUGACCCUUACACUAGUUCACCAGAAUCAAUAAUGGGCUACUCAUACAUGGAUAGUUAUCAAACAAGCUCACCAGCAAGUAUUCCACAUCUGAUAUUGGAACUCCUGAAAUGUGAGCCAGAUGAACCGCAAGUCCAAGCUAAGAUCAUGGCAUAUCUGCAGCAAGAGCAAGCCAACAGAAGCAAACAUGAGAAGCUCAACACAUUUGGGCUUAUGUGUAAAAUGGCUGACCAAACCCUCUUCUCCAUUGUUGAAUGGGCUAGGAGUAGCAUCUUUUUUAGAGAACUUAAGGUUGAUGACCAAAUGAAGUUGCUUCAGAACUGCUGGAGUGAGCUCUUAAUUCUAGAUCACAUUUACCGGCAAGUGGUGCAUGGGAAAGAAGGCUCCAUCCUUCUGGUUACUGGGCAACAAGUGGAUUAUUCCAUAAUAGCAUCCCAAGCUGGAGCCACCCUCAACAAUCUUAUGAGCCAUGCACAAGAACUAGUAGCAAAGCUUCGUUCCCUGCAGUUUGAUCUACGAGAAUUUGUAUGUCUCAAAUUCCUGGUGCUGUUUAGUUUAGAUGUCAAAAAUCUUGAGAACUUCCAGCUUGUGGAAGGUGUUCAAGAACAAGUGAAUGCUGCUCUGCUGGACUACACAAUGUGUAAUUACCCACAGCAAACAGACAAAUUUGGGCAGCUUCUCCUGCGACUACCAGAAAUCCGGGCCAUCAGUAUGCAGGCCGAAGAAUACCUCUAUUACAAACACCUGAACGGGGAUGUGCCGUGUAAUAACCUUCUCAUCGAAAUGCUGCAUGCAAAGAGAGCAUAAAUUAUACCCAUUAGAGCUUCUGCUUUCAAGGAAAAAAAAAAUAUUCUGAACUGCUCCAAGCAACACUAAUUAAAAUGUGGUUUUAAGACUUUGCAAAAUGGUAUAAUAAUCAAAUACUAAUAGUAAAUAAGUGAUGUAUCAGGGUAUUUGUAUUGCAAACUGUGAAUCAUAUGCUACACAUCCCCAAAGGAAUCUAUAUAGGACUUUAUACUGGAGUGAAGUGAACUUACCCAGUGGAUACUAUCACCAAUGUCACCACGAAAGAGGACAGAAUUAUUCUUGUAUAUUUAACUCUGCUGAUUACCAAUAUGAAGAAACUUGGGAGAAAAAACCUGAUCCGUAUUAUCGAGCUAAGAUAGUGAGGAAUUUGAGUGCACUAAAUUCCUUCACUGCAUAGUAGGACUUUGAAACCAGUUCUAAUAGAUGCAAAACUGCAUCUAUAGCAUCUUCUGUCAUCCUUACGAGGACCCAACACUCACUUCUUCUGCGAUAAAUGAUGUGGCAUCCAUUCAACAAUCUGUGAGAGAGAGCUGGCGUAGGCCAUGUGCUAUGUAGUAUCGCCACCAAAUCCCAAGAGGCUGGUUUUGACUGUCGGUCUCUCAGGCCUGCAAAUUGCUAAUAUGAAGAAUCUGUUAUCCAGUUAGCUUGGCAUUCUUACUAUGUUCUGAAGUUUGUUUUGUCACGUGUUCAUGUUGUUCUAUCAGGCAGUAUCCCUCUUCCACUGCUGUUAUCGGAUAGCUAUUAAAUAGCUAAGAUAAAUAUUCCAGAACAAAUUAGCCAAUUCAACGAUAUACUUAACUAGUGGAGUGGCUAAAAUAUGGCUCUGCUAUAUAUUCACAGCCAUUUCCAAAUAAAGGAAGUGGAGAUAUUUUAGCCAUCACAAACAAGAGCUUCUUUGACCAAAAAAAAAAAAGUUUUUUAGGACGCCAAAUACUGAUGUUAAAAAACUAAAAAGAAAAUUAAAAAAAAAUGCAUUUAGGGAUGUAAGAAUAGACAAAUGAAUUGUAUGACCUGAUGAUGCCAUGGAGCUUAUUAAGAAAUGAUCUUUAAAAUUGCCAGUAAUUAAGAAACUUAAAUUUCAACUCAAACAUUCAAUAUCUGAUGAAACUUCUUCCUUUUAAAGUUAGGUAAUACACAUCUUCUACGCAAAGAAAGAAGAGUGAUACUGCUAUGUCUAUGUAGGCCAAAGUCUGCUGCAGAACAAAUAUUAGAGAAGAACAAACAAUUAUAUCUCUGUCCAAAUGAAGGUAUCAGUAUUAACAUGUAGUGCUACAGUUAUAAGUCUUGCCUUAUUUCAUUACCCUUAAAGGUAACUGUGCAGGUGUGGAUCAACAUACAUUUAAAAUAAAGUAUUAAUCUCUAACAUUAACAAAAACAUAGUGUUUACAUUCUUUAGGUCCUGUGGGGAAAAAGCUGUGAUAAAAUUGCAGAGCAGUGAUUUCCUUAUUAUUUCUUUUAAAUUGGUAAUUAUUUUACCAGUACUUAAUUACUGUAUGUCGUGAGACACUAAAAUCAAUAGGGAUAUUUCAUUUUUACUUUAAUUUUUAAGAUUAUCGGCUGCACAAUCACUUGUAGAAACUGUAUAAAAUCCUAAUCCUUUAAUUUUUUUCAUGAAGAUUGCUGGCUUUUGAAUAGUUUAUUUAUAUUGUAUAUGAUAGUUUUCACUGUAGACAAUUAUGAUGCUAAUUUAUUGUUCUUUGGUUUCAUCUUUAUAUAAGAUAUAGCCAGAAUGAAGAAGUCAAAUAUGUGUUUACUGUAGCAUGUCUUCAAGCUAGUGGAACAUAGUUCAGGGACACACAAGGGUCUUUACAAAUUAAAAUCAUUCACUUGAUUAAAUGUCUGUAAAUCUUCAUAAUCCUAAAUGUAGUUUAUUUAAAUCUAUUGUAAAUUAUGUGAGUUAGAGCUUUUUCUGUUUCAUGUGAACUUGAAAAGGUGCAUUUCUCUUAUUUUUUUUCCAACCAUUCAUACAUUGUAUACCAAAGAUAUCAGUUAUUACAUCUGCAUUAGUACAAAGCACACUAUUUUAAUCGUAUUAAUCAGCUCUAAUAUUCUGUCCAUGCAUAGGGUACAAACACAGCAAAGCCUAGUGUCUGCGACUCCUAGAUGCCUGUCUUAUAUCACAGAACACACGUACUGUUGUACACACCAAAAGCAAACCAAACACAGCUCCCUGACUCAUCCCACACAGCAGACAUGCAAGGAUUAUUUAAAUAACAGUGUUCUCCCUCAAACAAACUAAAUUAGCAGAAAGGAAAAUGCAGGUGGCGAUUGAUGGUGGCUGUGAAAUACGUUUACCCAUGUGUACAAGAUAAGUGUGGUCAUUCUUUCAGUUUUGGAAGAAAACAAAGCAUAUUUCAAGUGUUGGCAUUCUGUGCUUUCUCUUUUUUUCCUGUUGAAAUGCUACAGUGAAUCUCACUGAAUAUUAAGAAAAAAGCUGAAAAAAUCUUGCUAACUGUAUUCACAGCACCAUUAUCUAUAUACAGGACAAAAGAAUUAAAAUAAGGACGUAGAAGAAAAGAAUGAUUUUUUCAUACAAUUUAAUGGAAACAAUUUCAGAUAAACUAACAUAUUUGCCCACAUCUGUGGUUCCAAGAAUCCCACCAGAUUGCCCAAAGUACACGAACAAAAAAACCCAAAACGAACCAACAAAAAAAAACCCCAAAACCCCACCACCCCCCCCCCCAUGUUAAUUGUUAACUACUUUGUAACCAGACAUUUACUUCUGACUGCCUUAUUGAUUACAGGACAUAUUAGUAAAAGCAGACUAACAUUGAAAGGGUUUGGCUUUGGCUGGUUUAUUAUAAUUGUUCUGUGUUUGUAAACAGACAAUCUGUAAAGUCUGACUAUUUGUAUUACAGAUGUUCUGCAGCUGCCUUGGAUUUAAAUCCAUGCAACUCUUAGAAUGUGCAGUGAGUUACUUGUUGAAGUUGAAGUUCUCUUACUGUAUCGGUGAAAUACAUAUUGUCAUGUCAGUUAUUGCCAGGAGUUUCUCAUUGCCAAUGGAAUUAUAUUUUUUUUUCAGUAUUUCAAUAAAUAUUGAUAUGCCCAUGCUGAUUA
This is a messenger RNA of Harpia harpyja (harpy eagle), 4907 nucleotides long. RefSeq names its product nuclear receptor subfamily 5 group A member 2 (gene NR5A2). Gene Ontology annotation, molecular function: nuclear receptor activity; zinc ion binding; RNA polymerase II cis-regulatory region sequence-specific DNA binding. Lineage: Eukaryota; Metazoa; Chordata; Aves; Accipitriformes; Accipitridae. The record is from RefSeq and is a predicted model, not a curated record. Gene Ontology annotation, cellular component: RNA polymerase II transcription regulator complex. The coding region runs from base 225 to 1850 and encodes 541 amino acids. Gene Ontology annotation, biological process: tissue development; hormone-mediated signaling pathway; regulation of transcription by RNA polymerase II. The transcript has 8 exons.